This is a messenger RNA of Sphaeroforma arctica JP610, 1008 nucleotides long. RefSeq lists its product as hypothetical. Lineage: Eukaryota; Ichthyosporea; Ichthyophonida. The coding region runs from base 1 to 1008 and encodes 335 amino acids. The transcript has 2 exons. The record is from RefSeq and is a predicted model, not a curated record.
AUGCUGCAUGCAGUUACGAAGGACACACAGUUGCGAAUAGCUCUUACAUCUAUUUAUAACAUAGUUACACCACAGCUGCUCAAGGCUUUAAAAGAGCUACAAACGGCAGGACGCACAUUUAUGAAUGCGGCGUUUCCUAGAAACCGUCGUACCACAAUGCCGGAAAUCUUCGACACAUUUGGGCCGGGGAGAGCAGAAGCACAUGCAGCACAGUUAGUCAAGUCACAAUAUGGGAAUAAUAGGCAGGUAACGGAUGGAUAUUUGUCCGACAGACGCACCCCGGACCGACAGCCUCGACCUCAGGCCAGAUAUAUGCGGAGCAAUAGCAGAGAUCAUGGGAGCUCGUACAGUAGGGACUCUAGUAGGCCUGUGAGCAGAAAUGAUCGGUGUGGUAGGGACAGCAGACAUGGCAACACGAGGAGGUCCAUGUCGCCAGGUCCGGCACCCCAGUACAGUAAGUGUAAUGUGAGAUAUAUGGGCUCUGUAUGCCCGAUACCGCAGGUACAGGACAUGAAUUUCCUCAUACUUAAACAGGGUAAAUCGUGGUCGGAGAUAGAUGAACAGCGCGUCCCGGAUUUGGAUGGGAAGCUACUGGAUGAGUAUGACUUUUCGCAUUUAGAGGGAGUUGGGAAACUGCUAGGAAAGACAAAUGAGGAGGUCGAUGCAGUGAAAGAUAAAUUUUUACAGGCGCGCUAUGAUCCGAGACACACCAAAUUUAUAAGAAAUGACCAAGUCAUAUUGCAGCCUAAGGAAGAUGCAGGACCAUCUCGGUCAAUAUAUUUCACUAAGGACCCGCUGUUGAAGAAAGUGGACAUCAAGAAAAUCAAUGAGCUACAUCGCCAAGGAAAAGCGGAGGCAGAAAAUCGCUUCAGCCGGUAUGUCAGCUCAGUUAAAGCGGUACGGAAAGACCCACGGGUGGAACCGAAAAAUCUAAAGGAUUAUGCGAUUACCAUUAAUUACAUCGAAGUAAACAAGCAAAUGGUGAGGGUGGCGUACCAAUUACCGUAA